Molecule: messenger RNA, 2273 nt
Organism: Rubroshorea leprosula
Lineage: Eukaryota; Viridiplantae; Streptophyta; Magnoliopsida; Malvales; Dipterocarpaceae
Source: the annotation of a GenBank genome assembly
AUUCAACAUUUCCACGGAAACCGCAACUAAAGAGCCAUUGUGGUUGGUUUGCGCUCGCUGGCCGCCGGACUUCUCGUUUAUUUAGAGAUCAGGACAGACAGGGUGGAUCGUGGAGAAACCGGCGGAGGGUUAAAGGAGGGUGGAAGAGAUAAGAGGGACACGCGUCGUUUAAGGAGUGGAAAGCGGGUGCCAGCUCAGCAUAAAAAUUUUAUUAUAUAAGGGCUCAUUUUGUUAUUUUCCUUUCAUUUUGCGGGGGAAGCUUUCGGGGUUUGCUCUCAAAGCUCUCAUCUUUCAGCUACUUGUGUGUCACUCCAUAAUGGAUGAACAUGACCUUCCAUUUAAAGUCAACGAUUUGGUAGAAGUGAGAUCUUAUAUUGCUGGUUAUCGUGGUGCAUGGUUUCGAUGCAAGAUUAAGUCAAUCGGACGAAGAAAUUGGGACACUACAUAUGCUUUGGAAUAUGUUGAUUAUCCUGAUGAAAAAGUGAAAUCUACAAAGAUAUAUCAAAAGUAUAGCAAAAGGGAAUCUAAAAGACAAUUGAUGGUGAGACCACCUUUUCCCAAGGUCUAUCAUGCAAGUCAGCUUCCCGACAUCAAAACCAUUUCGGAGCUGAUUGUAGUUGUUAAUGAUGUCUGGAAGGUGGGAGAUUCAGUAGAUUGGUUUACAGAUGGCUGUUUUUGGUGUGGAAGGAUAAAGGAAAUGCUGGGGAAAGAGAUGGCUCGAAUUGAGUUGCUACCACCUCCUGCUGGUGAAGGGUUAUCAUAUGAAGUUUACUGCAAAGAUCUGCGCCCGUCUUUGGAUUGGUCUCCAGUUGAUGGAUGGACAUUGCCCUCCAAGGGGAGUAAAAGCUAUCAUUCUUGUGUUCAUUUAAUGAAGCCACAAAGUCAAGUCAGUACUCUUAGUGAAGGAAAAGAGGGUGUUCUGGUGGAGGCUGGAUCAUUACUUCAACAUGGCAUUUCUAAUGCUUCUCGAUUUUCAGCUGGUGCUGAGCCAUUUCUGGAAAUGUCAGAACAAUCUACGAAGCCAGCAGCAAGUAGAAAGAAGAUAAGCACAUCAGAGGAAAUUUCCAACAAGUUGCCAGAUUCUGGCAAGAAAAAAUAUGAUGAGAGCGGACACUCAAAGAGGAUUAAAACGGAUGAAAAAAUUUGCUUGAAUUCUACACGCUCUGCUACAAUGGAAGCUGCGAUUAUAGAUCUAGAGGAACUGAUCAGCCGGGUUAAAUGGCUUAAGGGCAUCUUGGACCUUGGGACACCAACAUCAGAUACUGCAAGAUCAUCUUGGAAGUUUCAGGAACAUCGUCCAUCAGCCACCCCAAAAUGAGAGCCAUUGGAAAAACAGUAGAGAUAUUAUUGGCAUUGUAGCACUUGUGCAGAAAGUUUUGGUCGAACUAACACAUUUGGUAGUACCUUGAAAUUGCGGUCCCAGAAAAUUUGAGGUGAGGUGAUGCUUACGAAUUUUAAUUUUGAUUCUUUUUGUACAAAUAUAGUGAUGUAGUCUAGAAUCUACAGUGAUGAUGGUGUCACGUUAGGCUAUAGUUCUCUACCAUGAUCAAAUUUGUAAGAUGGGGGUAUUUCUGCAGCAGCCUUCGUAGCUUUAUUGCAAAAACCAUUUUAGGACCAACGUUUUUGUCUCACAUGCUGCAUGCUCCAGGGUAGAUGUUGCGUUUAAUAAGCAAAAACUGCUUUAAAAAAAUGGGCAUACAUAAAUCUGUAUCUUAGUUUUGCUUUGAUAGUUAUGGUUGUACAUUGUUAUUGACUCAAAUUUUGAGUAGAUCUGGAAAUGUGAAUGAAGCUCUAGGUUUUGUACAGUGCAAGACAAUUUGUGCUGUUAAAUUUCUUGGUAGUUCGUCACCUGAAAAGUUAAUUUUUUUCUACCUUUCUUUUUCCAAUUCAGACCCUUGGAUUAGGUGGGAGUCGUGGCGCCCACAGAUAGACCGAAAGGCUGCGUUAUUUUGCCUUUUGGUACAUGUGUGUGUCACCAUGUCUUUUGGCUGUGAUGGGAAAUGUUUGGAUUUCAAAGGUGACUGGAAAGUUGGACAGACGGAGAGACGUGACAUACUGCCUUACCAAAACGGACUAACAUUAAUCUUGGCGUCCACGUUAAUCAACAAUCAACAUGUAUAUAAAAAAGGUCACACGGCCGCCGACAGCUGCCGUCAAUUGUACUGGACUGUAGACUCAGAGUCAGUCAUAGCGACAGCACGCGCACGUUGCCCAAGAAACCUAACUUUUGUUUCUUUAAAUGGUUAUAAUUUGGGGUAAAGGAAAGGAAAUAU